AUGGCUCCCAAGUCUCUUCUGUACACCCUCUUCUCCUCCCUUGCCGUCGCUCUGGCGGCGUCAGUCCCCCACACUGACUAUGAGGUGAUGGUCAUCGGUGGAGGCCCCUCUGGCCUGAGCGCCGCCAGUGGUUUGUCGCGGGUGCGCCGCAAGAACAUCGUGUUCGACUCGGGCGAGUAUCGUAAUGCUCCGACAAGGAACAUGCACGAUGUCAUUGGCAACGACGGCGCCGUCCCCAGCGACUUCCGCGCACUUGCCCGCAGCCAAAUCUCCAAGUACAACCAGACGACCUGGGUGAACGAAAAAGUCGACUCGGUCCGCGCCAUCACCGACGAGGAGCGAAACACCACCUACUUCCGCGCCUCGGUAGCCGGCGAAGCCUACACAGCCCGCAAGCUCAUCCUCGGCACCGGCAUGAAGGACAUCCUGCCGGAGACGCCCGGACUGGACGAAGCCUGGGGCAAAGGCGUGUACUGGUGCCCCUGGUGCGACGGGUGGGAGCACCGCGACCAGCCUUUCGGGAUCCUGGGCUCCCUCGUCGACGUCGUGGGCAGCGUGCUGGAAGUGUACACGCUCAACACGGACAUCAUCGCCUUCGUGAACGGCACGCAGACCCCCGAGGCCGAGGCCAAGCUGGCGGAGAAGUACCCCAACUGGAAGAAGCAGCUCGAGGAGUACAACGUCGUGCUAAACAACGAGACUAUCGAGUCCAUUGAGCGCGUGCAGAACGGCGAGGACGUCCAUGAUGACCAGGGCCGCCAGUUCGAUAUCUUCAGGGUUAACCUCGCCGAUGGCUCCUCCGUCACCCGCAAUGCCUUCAUUACAAAUUUCCCCUCGGAGCAGCGCUCGUCCAUUCCCGAGGAUCUCGGUCUGAAGAUGCAGGAUAACAAGAUCGACACCAAUAUCAAUGGGAUGCGGACGAGCCUGCCGGGUGUGUUCGCUGUCGGCGAUGCCAAUAGCGAUGGGAGCACCAACGUGCCGCAUGCCAUGUUCAGCGGGAAGAGAGCUGCUGUCUUUGUUCACGUCGAAAUGGCCCGCGAGGAAUCCCGGGCUGCCGUGUCCAAGCGGACUCUGCCUUCCAAACGGGCCAUGGAGAAGGAAGCAGAGAGACGCAUGGGAAGCGAUCUGGAGAAGCUAUGGGAGCGCGUCCGUCGUGCCUAA
Molecule: messenger RNA, 1161 nt
Organism: Aspergillus fischeri NRRL 181
Lineage: Eukaryota; Fungi; Ascomycota; Eurotiomycetes; Eurotiales; Aspergillaceae
Product: NAD(P)/FAD-dependent oxidoreductase
Exons: 3
Coding region: 1-1161 (386 amino acids)
Molecular function (GO): oxidoreductase activity
Source: RefSeq, a predicted model, not a curated record